Messenger RNA from Moneuplotes crassus, 290 nucleotides. The record is from the annotation of a GenBank genome assembly. Lineage: Eukaryota; Ciliophora; Spirotrichea; Euplotida; Euplotidae.
UAACAUUCCAAUCCAGCUAUAAAAAUUGGAGUCACAAGGAAAGGAUAUAGUUCUAGAGGAUCGAAGUAAUAUUAAUUUGCAAUUACUUCAAAUACUUAAUACCUAUGAUUUUUGUCUGAAUCAUUUACCCCUUGAGCUACAUUUUAAAUGAGUCUGAAACCAGUGAAAUAUUAGGAACAUGAAAUUUAACCUCUAUUUUGUUCUGAUCCGCUUGAAGGCUGAUAUGAAAGAAGGAAACGACGAAGAAAGCAAGUAUGAGUAAGUAAAGAAUUAGAAGAAAAAUACAAUUC